Peromyscus maniculatus bairdii (prairie deer mouse) is the source of this 3720-nucleotide messenger RNA. The record is from RefSeq and is a predicted model, not a curated record. Lineage: Eukaryota; Metazoa; Chordata; Mammalia; Rodentia; Cricetidae.
CCGUCCGCUUGGAGCGUCCGCUGUGGCGUUCCGGAUAGAGGCGCGUGGUGGGGUCUGGGGCUCCCUGGUUUCCGAACGCCGGCCUCGUCUCCCGUGUGUCCGCGUCAGCGCAGGGUGACGGCCAGAGCCCCCGCCUUCUCCGGCCGCCCUGGUUUCAGGGACUGGAGAAUGCUGCGGACACCGUGCGCCCCGCCCCUCGGGGGAAGGACAUAGAGUGAGGGUCCAGCUGGUGGGAGUGACCGAGUGUGAGCUCUUAAUGUCCCAUGUCCUCUCGAUUAGCAGACCUUGACUUCUUCCCAAACACUUCCGAUGCCUCUUUUACCUCUGGCCUCCUUCCGGCCACCGCCUUGGGUGCUGAGGCCCGCAUGGGGCCUCUCCAGGCCCCAGCCACUCUGUACACAGCCAGAGCUCCACGGCUCGCCCCUCUCUCGGAGGAACCGUGAAGCCAAGCAGAAGCGCCUGCGGGAGAAGCGGGCGGCCCUGGAGGCUGGGCUAGCCGAGAAGAGCAAGUCACCUGCGGUGCCCACUAAGGCCUGGAGUCACAAGGAGGUAGUGUUGUAUGAAAUCCCCACUGAGCCGGGUGAAAAGAAAGACGUUUCUGGGCCCCUGCCCCCUGCUUACAGUCCCCGGUAUGUUGAGGCGGCCUGGUACCAGUGGUGGGUGCGAGAGGGCUUCUUCAAGCCAGAGUAUCAGGCACGGCUGCCCCAUGCUACAGGGGAGACCUUUUCCAUGUGUAUCCCACCUCCCAAUGUCACUGGCUCCCUGCACAUCGGCCAUGCACUCACGGUGGCGAUACAGGAUGCCCUCGUGCGCUGGCACCGGAUGCGCGGGGAUCGCGUGCUGUGGGUCCCCGGCUCAGACCACGCAGGCAUUGCUACGCAGGCUGUGGUGGAGAAACAGCUGUGGAAGGAGAAGGGCGUGAGGAGACAUGAGCUGAGCCGCGAAGACUUCCUUAAGGCCGUGUGGCAGUGGAAGCAUGAGAAAGGAGGAGAGAUCUAUGAGCAGCUGUGCGCUCUGGGUGCCUCUCUGGACUGGGAUCGAGAGUGUUUCACGAUGGACGCUGGCUCCUCAGCAGCCGUGACGGAAGCUUUUGUGCGACUCUACAACUCGGGGUUGUUGUACCGCAACCGUCAGCUUGUCAACUGGUCGUGUACUCUGAGAUCAGCCAUCUCAGACAUUGAGGUGGAGAGCCGGCCCCUGCCUGGCCGCACAGUGCUCCAGCUGCCCGGCUGCCCGACCCCUGUGUCUUUCGGGCUCCUUGUUUCUGUCGCCUUCCCCGUGGAUGGCGAGCCUGGUGCGGAGGUUGUGGUGGGAACCACCAGGCCCGAGACGCUGCCUGGAGAUGUGGCCGUGGCUGUUCACCCGGACGACCCGCGAUACACACAUUUACACGGGCGGCAGCUUCGUCACCCUUUGACGGGACAGCCCCUCCCCCUCAUCACAGACACCAGUGUGGAGCCACACGUGGGCACAGGGGCCGUGAAGGUGACUCCUGCUCACAGUCCAGCAGAUGCCGAGAUGGGAGCCCGGCAUGGCUUGACCCCGCUGAGUGUCAUUGCAGAGGAUGGGACCAUGACAUCCCUCUGUGGAGACUGGCUGCAGGGUCUUCACCGAUUUGUGGCCCGGGAAAAGAUUAUGUGCACACUGAGAGAGCGGGGCCUGUUCCGGGGCCUACAGGAGCACCCCAUGGUCCUGCCCAUCUGCAGGUACUGGACCCUCCUCUGGACCCUCCUCUGGACCCUCCUCUGGAGGAGCCUGCCACACUUACUCCUGGGUUCUCUGUCCCUCUUUUUUCAGGACGACAGGAAGGAAUUUUGGGUGGUCGGGCGGUCAGAGGCUGAGGCCAGAGCGAAAGCAGCAAAACAGACUGGGAGACCAGGGGCAGAAUUGACCCUGGAGAGGGACCCGGACGUCCUGGACACGUGGUUCUCAUCGGCGCUUUUCCCCUUUUCUGCCCUGGGUUGGCCCCAAGAGACGCCAGACCUUGCUCGUUUCUACCCCCUUUCACUUUUGGAAACUGGUAGUGACCUCCUGAUGUUCUGGGUGGGCCGCAUGGUCAUGCUGGGGACCCAGCUCACAGGGCAGCUCCCCUUCAGCAAGGUGCUGCUUCAUUCCAUGGUUCGCGACAGGCAAGGCCGGAAGAUGAGCAAGUCCCUAGGGAAUGUGCUAGACCCACGGGAUAUCAUUAGUGGGCAGGAGCUGCAGGUGCUACAGGCCAAGCUGAGAGAUGGCAACUUGGACCUGGGAGAGCGAGACAUUGCAGCCGCAGCACAGAAAAAGGACUUUCCCUACGGGAUCCCCGAGUGCGGGACAGAUGCCCUGAGAUUUGCACUGUGCUCCCAUGGAAUCCUGGGGGGCGACCUGCAUCUGUCUGUCUCCGAGGUCCUGAACUACCGCCAUUUCUGCAACAAGCUUUGGAAUGCCCUGCGCUUCAUCCUCCGUGCCCUGGGGGAGGACUUCAUACCCCAGCCGGCAGAGAAGGUGUCUCCUUCCUCCCACAUGGACGCCUGGAUUCUGAGCCGCUUGGCCUUUGCAGCCCACGAAUGUGAGAGGGGCUUCCUCAUCCGGGAGCUUUCACUCGUCACCCACACCCUGUAUCAUUUCUGGCUCCACAACCUCUGUGACGUCUACCUGGAAGCGGUGAAGCCAGUGUUGUCGAAGGUACCCUGUCCCCCAGGACCCCCUCAGGUCCUGUUCUCCUGCGCCGAUGUGGGCCUGCGCCUCCUCGCCCCGCUGAUGCCCUUCCUGGCAGAAGAGCUUUGGCAAAGGCUGCCCCCCAGGCACGGUGGCCGCCUGGCCCCCAGCAUCUGUGUGGCUCCCUACCCCAGUGCCCACAGCCUGGAGUCCUGGCACCAGCCUGAGCUGGAACGCUGCUUCUCCAGAGUCCAAGAGGUUGUACAGGCACUGCGGGCCCUCCGAGCCACCUACCAGCUCGCAAAAGCACGACCUCGAGUGCUGCUCCAGAGCUCGGACCCAGCAGAUCAGGGCCGAUUCCAGCCCUUCCUGGAGCCCCUCGGCACCCUGAGCCACUGUGGGGCUGUAGGGUUCCUGCCCCCGGGGGCGGCAGCUCCCUCCGGCUGGGCCCUGACCCCACUGGAUGACACCAUUAAGAUCUACAUGGAGCUGCAGGGCCUGGUGGACCCCCAGAGCCAGCUACCUCGGCUAGCUGCCCGAAGGCAGAAGUUACAGAGACAGCUUGAUGACCUCUUGAACCGGACUGCAUCGGAGGGGCUUGCAGAGAGGCAGCAGAGGCUGUCCUCCCUCCGCCAGGAACUGUCAAAGCUGGACCAGGCGGCCUCCCACCUCCAGCAGCUGAGAGAAGAGGCUGCCAGUGCCCGGGGACUCUGAGCUCCGCUCCCACCCAUGCCCACGUUCCUUCUCAGGCUGUUUUUGAGGACAGAGUGGCCUGCUCUUGGUGCAGUGGGACCUCAGAGGUGACACCUUCCUCAUUUUGUAAAAGGAAGCAGACCAGAAGUCCCUGUGACGCAAGAAUGAGGAGAUGGAGAUAAAAUGAUAAAAUCCCAGACACACCUGCUUGUGAUCCUUCAUCACCCUGUGCCUUGCCUGACUGCCUUGCCUCUCCCUUGCUCUGGGAAGAGGAGGGCUGCCUUGGAGCUUCUGGUGUGACGCUGGUUUCAGCAGUUCCCUAGACCCAGAGACAGGACUCUGGUGACCCUGUUCUCUGUACACCUUACCAAGUAGAAGUUCCUUUGUUCCUUG